Messenger RNA from Dromaius novaehollandiae (emu), 5556 nucleotides. It is a transcript of the gene PIK3R2, whose product is annotated as phosphoinositide-3-kinase regulatory subunit 2. The record is from RefSeq and is a predicted model, not a curated record. The transcript has 16 exons. Gene Ontology annotation, biological process: insulin receptor signaling pathway; phosphatidylinositol phosphate biosynthetic process. Lineage: Eukaryota; Metazoa; Chordata; Aves; Casuariiformes; Dromaiidae. Gene Ontology annotation, molecular function: protein binding; 1-phosphatidylinositol-3-kinase regulator activity. The coding region runs from base 517 to 2700 and encodes 727 amino acids. Gene Ontology annotation, cellular component: phosphatidylinositol 3-kinase complex.
GGUUCGUCCCUCUCCGGCUCCCCUCGGGCUUUUCCGGGGCGGGUUCGGGCCGUUCCGGCGCCGCUCGGGCCCUUUCCCAGGCUGCCGCCGGGCUGGAGGCUGGAGCGGGCUGGAGCGGAGCGGAGCGGCGGAUGGGGCCGGCGCAGAGGCGCUGGGAAGGGAGGAAUAGCGUGCCGCGCCGUCCCUGGCUGGAAGCGCUCUCCGCUUGUGCCCUCUGGACUCCAGGAAGGCUUUUUUGGUGACCGGACCCCUGAUCCCCCGUUUCUUCGCUGCAUGCCCGCUCACGAGUGCUGGAUUAUGUUUGUCUCCUUCUCGCUCUGCUCCAUCAUUUGGCUGAAUCGCGGCUUCAAGCUAAGGAAAAGGGGCUGCACCUAAGCACGCGGGGCCGCCCCGACGAGGCUCCCGGUUCGCGCGGAGACGUUGGGAGCGCCGAUGGGGGAGAGCUGCCCCUGAGCCGCCUCCCCUCCCGCCCGCCGCCGCCGCGCCGAUCGGAGCCGAGCCCCGGAGGCGGCGAGGAUGGGCAGCGCCGACGGGUUCCAGUACCGCGCGCUCUACCCCUACCGCAAGGAGCGCGAGGAGGACAUUGACCUGCUGCCCGGGGACACGCUGGUGGUGAGCAAGGGCGCCCUGCAAGCCUUGGGCUUCAAGGACGGCGACGAGCAGACCCCCAACCAGAUCGGGUGGAUCCUGGGCGUCAACGAGCGGACCAAGCAGAAGGGAGACUUCCCUGGCACCUACGUGGAGUACGUGGGGCCCGUGAAGAUCUCCGUUCCCUCCCACCGGCCCCGCGGGCAGCGGCCGCUGCCCGCGACGCCCGGGGCCGGCGGCUGCCGUUCGCAGGAGGCUCUGGAGCCAGGACCGCUCCUGCCCGACCUGCCGGAGCAGUUCAGCCCUCCGGAGGUUGCGCCGCCGCUGCUGGUGAAGCUGGUGGAAGCCAUCGAGAAGAAAGGGCUGGACAGCGAGAUGCUCUACAGGACGUCUGGCUCCGAACUGAGGCAGGCGCUGAAAGCCGAUUGGACCCUGGGCGACCUGGAGCCCUUCGACGUGCAUUCCCUGAGCGAGGCGCUACGAGGCUACCUGCAAGACCUGCCGGCCCCCGUGGUGCCGGUGUCCGUGCACGGGGACAUCCUUCGCGUCCUGCAGGAGAUCCCCCAGGCGGAGAAUUGCCGGAAGCAGCUGCUGCUGGCCCUGGAGUCGCCCGCGGUCCCGCUCCAGAACACGCUCACCCUGCAGUUCCUGCUCCGGCAUCUGGGGAAGGUAUCGCAGCAGGCAGAGAGCAACAGCCUCCACCCUCGGGCCCUGGGGGAGAUUUUCGGCCCCCUUCUCCUCCGGCUGCCUGGCGCCAGCCCGGAGCUGAGCCCUGACUUCUCCGUGCUAUUUCUGGAAAUACUUCUGCAAACGAAGGAGUCGGAGCAAGAACAGUUGCCCCCAGCUUUGCCUCCAAAACCGCCCAAGCCGAAGCCCAGCGCAGCCAGCCUGGCCAACGGGAACAGCGUGCCCUUGCAGGACGCCGAGUGGUACUGGGGUGACAUCUCCCGGGAGGAAGUGAACGAGAAGCUACGGGACACACCCGAUGGCACCUUCUUGGUGCGUGAUGCCUCCAGCAAGAUCCAGGGGGAAUACACGCUCACGCUCAGGAAAGGAGGCAAUAACAAGCUGAUCAAGAUCUUUCACCGGGAGGGGAAGUACGGCUUCUCGGAGCCCCUGACUUUUGGCUCGGUGGUGGAGCUCAUCACUCACUACCGGCACGAGUCGCUGGCCCAGUACAACGCCAAGCUGGACACCAGGCUGCUCUACCCCAUCUCCAAGUACCAGCAGGACCAGGUGGUGAAAGAGGACAGCGUGGAAGCCGUGGGGGAGCAGCUGAAGGUCUAUCACCAGCAGUACCAGGACAAGAGCUGGGAGUACGACCUGCUGUAUGAGGAGUACACGCGCACCUCCCAGGAGCUGCAGAUGAAGAGGACGGCGAUCGAGGCCUUCAACGAGACUAUCAAGAUCUUUGAGGAGCAGUGCCAGACGCAGGAGAAAUGCAGCAAGGAGUACAUCGAGCGCUUCCGGCGGGAGGGCAACGAGAAGGAGGUGCAACGGAUCCUCAUGAACUCGGAGAAGCUGAAGUCCCGCAUCACGGAGAUCCACGACAGCAAGAUGAAGCUGGAGCAGGACCUGAAGAAACAGGCCUCGGAGAACCGGGAGAUCGACAAGCGCAUGAACAGCCUCAAGCCAGACCUCAUGCAGCUGCGCAAGCUGCGGGACCAGUAUUUGGUGUGGCUGACGCAGAAGGGAGCCCGGCAGAAGAAAAUCAACGAGUGGCUGGGCAUCAAGAACGAGACGGAGGACCAGUACUCCAUGAUGGACGACGAGGAGGACCUGCCCCACCACGAGGAGCGGACGUGGUACGUGGGGAAGAUCAACCGUCUGCAGGCGGAGGAGAUGCUGUGCGGCAAGCGGGACGGCACCUUCCUGAUCCGCGAGAGCAGCCAGAAGGGCUGCUACGCCUGCUCCGUGGUGGUGGACGGUGACACCAAACACUGCGUCAUCUACAAGACGGUGACGGGCUACGGCUUCGCCGAGCCCUACAACCUCUACGCCUCGCUCAAGGACCUGGUCCUGCACUACAAGCACACAUCCCUGGUGCAGCACAACGACUCCCUGAACGUCACGCUGGCUCACCCGGUCCUUUCCCAGCCGCCGGCCAGAUGAGCAGCCUGUGCCCGACACGACAGCUGCCUCCGGCUUCUCCCCAGGGCGCUGCUUUCUGGCUCUGGACUCUCGCUCCCUGUAUAGUUGAGUCUGUGCUCCUGCCCCUCCAGAGCCUCCGAGGUGUCUGUGACCGUUCCUGGUGUCCCUUUUUGGUCAGUAGCUGAAACCCGUGUUGGCUGAUGGGACAGAAAGGCUGGGCUGUUGACUCCCACUGGGCUCCAGCGUUUAGGAGGUGGGAUCCAGCUGGAUUGAACCGCUGUGGGUGAGCGCAGCCCCCUUCCCCGAUCCCGGUAAGCAGGUGGGAUCCCCUUCUUGCAGCCACGCGUUGCUGCGGAGCUGGUUCCCGAUUCCCCGGUGCACUACGGAGCGGGUCGCCCCGGCCCGCCGGCAUGCUCCGCUCUGCCCGAGGGGCUCCUGGCCGGCCGUGGGGAUCGGCCGAGGAGGAGCCUCCACGGAGCAGCUGAGCACGCGCGUCCUCCGCUCUCGCUUCCUUCGGCGCUCGCGGGCUGCGGCGGGAGCUGGGGCCUGGUACGAGGGAGGGGUGCUGCUCUUCCGUGCAAAGCCUCGCUUAGGAAGGAGGAAGCCCUGCGUGGGGCGGAGGGCGGGCUGGGACCAGGGCUUAUCUGGGCCGUGCCCCACCUCGCUCCCUUGUUCCCUAGUUUCAUAACCACCUCCUGAGCGUUGCUGUCCGGGGAGGGAGGAUCCAGUUAGUGAGGCAUCUCUCGCCUUGGUUGUGCCAACUAAGCUGUGAAAUCCGUGUUGGUACCCGUGUUUUUCCCGGCAGAACCUGUGGGACGCACAGCUCUUUGUUUCUGUUGUCUUCGGUGAAUCUCUGCAAACGUAACCCGUUGAAGCUAACUGUAGCCAUGUAAAUACGGUUCUUUUGUAAUCGGCUGCUUACCUAGUACCGGUGUAUGCUGAACUUCCAGUGCGAUAUGCAAGCGCCCGGGCGGCAGCCGACCGGACUGUUUCCGACUCGGGUCCCGGGUCCCGCCGCGGCCGACGCAGGAGGUGGCCGGAGCCCGACGCACACUACGAGCCCGACGCUACGUGAAGGACCUCCCUGCUGCCGGAGGAUGGUAUCUCCGCUGGGCCCAGGGCCUUAGCACAUAGCGAUGUAUAUGCAUGACGUUGAACUAUGUAUGCAAAGCACUUAUAAUCACGAGUACUGUAUGGGAUGAGCACUGGGCUGGGCUUGGGAAGAAGGAGCUGGGGUUUGCUGUAACGCUGCAGCCGCAGCUGGCCCGCGCGGACGGGGCUCGUUGCAUCUUUUCAGAUAUUGCCGAGCUUGGCGGCAGCAGAAGAGGCGCCGCGUGGCCCUGGUAGGGCAGGCAGCUCUCGGCAAGGGCCGCUCCUGUCUCCCUUUCUGGGGACGCUCUGCCCGUCCGCGGAGGUGGAGCUGGUGUCUGCAGCCACCGGGGUGGCAGAGGCCAUCCCUGCCGCUCCAGCAGCGCUUUAACGGCUGGAAAGGGGCUGUGAGAUGAGGACAGGGUAGUGUUUGCUUUACUGGGUUGUCCUGUCUGCCUGUAUUCGAGAAAGCAUUAGUUGUCCUCUCGGCUUGCCUGCGAGGCCCUUUCCCUUUCAGAGGCCUCGGGCUGGGCUGGGGGAUGCUCUGGGCUUCGCUGCUUGGCUGUUGCGUCAUGAUUCGGGCCGCGCUGGAUCCGCAGGGUGCUUGGGUUCGGUGCCGGCGUGCGGCACGCUUGCACGUAGCCUGCUUGCGUCCCCUUCCUCGGCACGUGCCGCGGCUUGGGCCACCACGAACCGUCCUGUCCCUGCUCCCCAGCUCAGCUCUGCUCUCGCUUCGAUCCCGGCCGCCCUCCGCAUCCGCGCGCUGCAGCAAACGUCGCACUCCCGGUGCUGGGGGCAGCGCGGGUCUUGGCUCCCCGGCCCUGCUCCGCGCCCCCUCUCCGGCCCCCGUGGCAAUUUGGCAUUUCCCUGGCUCAGUCGCUCGGUGCUGUUAGGGAGCAAAGCUGCAUCUAGGGAUGAUUAAGGAAAUAGUUUGGGCUCCUCCAUGCGCCUCUCCCAAGGGGCCCAGCCCCGGCGGCCUCCCCUCGGGGCCGCGUCCUGCCCGGAGGGGGCUGCUCUGGGCCCGCCGCAGCUGCAGGGCCCCGUGCGGGGGGGCUGAGUCGGACGCUGAGACAUCGCGUCCCGCCGGCCCCGACGCCUCGGCGCUUCCCCGGGGAAAUCCCAGCUGCUCACGACGGCAGUUCUCCCUCCCAGCUGCGUCGCUGCUGCUUUUCCCCGCGCUGCCCCCCCCGCCCCAUGCUUCUUCCUCCGCGUCCCGGGAGCGGGGCCGGCUCGGUGCCAGCGCGGGGGGCCGCCUUGCCCCACACGUCCCCUAGUGCCGCCGUUCCCGCGCUCCGACGCCGCCCGGACCCUCCCCGCGGUCCCCGUCCCGCGUGCGGCGAGGAGCAGCAGGCCCGGCGGCGGCCGCCUUUUCCCGACGGUGCUCGACUCGGCUCCGGGAAACGCGGCUUUUCCCCUUCCCUGGGUGGGGGCCGAGCCCCGGGCUUCCCGCGAAGCAGCUCCUUGGCCUUUGUACUUAGCUUUAGCCCUUUCGGCUCAGCCCGGCGGAGGGAGGUGGGUUGAGGACCCCGGGCUGCACUUUGCCCCCUGCGAGGCGGCGGGGGCCCCCGCAGCUCCGGUCCCCCCCGCCGCGGCCCGGAGGUCCCUGCUGCACCCGGUGCCCCCGCUCCCCCCCCCCCGCAGCUCUCCGUUACCAGCAGUCGUUCUCUGUGCUCUUUCUGUCGAUGUUUACUAAUGUCAACCCAGUAUUUGUUACUGUAAGAGACUUUUUGUACGGUACUUCGAAAAAAAGAAACAAAAAAAACUAAGAAAUAAACAGAAUUAAUGAUA